AUGGCCGACAGGGCUUCGUUGGUGGAGCAGGUGAAGGGCAUGCAGCGGUCGGAUCCCUACGGCAGGCAGACGUGGCAGGACUACUGCGAGGCUCACCUGGGUGGCAUCAAGGACCCGAACCGGCAUGACGAGGGCACCCUGUCGACCUUCCUGGGCCUCUACAACAGUGGGGGGCUGCCAGUGUCCGCUCCCAGGCCACAGGAGAAGGGGUAUGGAGGUGGCAAGGGAGGAUGGGGCGGACCUCCGAGCAUGGGCUGGGAGAAGGGUGGUCCGCCCUCUUGGAGAGGAGGCGGUGGCGGUAUGGGAAUGGGUGGCGGAAUGGGCAUGAUGGGUGGUGCGCCGGGCCUGGGGGACUUUGUGAAGACUGGUCAGCGGCAGUCAAAGCACUGGACAAACGCCUGGCAGACCUACUGCGCCCUCUACGGCGGAGGCGUCAAUGAUCCAUUCAAGCAUGACGAGUCCUUUACCAAAGGUUUCAUCGACUAUGUGGGCGAAAUUGCCGCCAAUGGCUUGUCAGCCCUUGCAUCCUCCCAGGGCAUCAACUUAGACGAGAUUCAAGCCCAGAGCACCGCAAAGCGGCCGAUGGCGCUGGGCGGCGGUGGUGGAUACCCGCCUGCGAAGCAGCCACGAAUGGAUUACUCGACUGACUCCGAGAAGAUGGGCCUGGUGGACAAGGUGAAGCACUUGCAGCGGACCAACAUGUCAGCGAAGGAGGCUUGGUGGUCCUACUGCGACAACCAGUGCAACGGCAUGAGGGACCCCAUGCGUCAUGAUGCGGCAUCCCUUGAAGCAUGGCUUGCAUCUCAAGGUGCCGCCUAA
Molecule: messenger RNA, 819 nt
Organism: Effrenium voratum
Lineage: Eukaryota; Dinophyceae; Suessiales; Symbiodiniaceae
Source: the annotation of a GenBank genome assembly